AUGAAGAUCGCACUGUUCUUUGUGGGAGUAUUCGCACUUUCUAGUGCUCUUCCGGAGAAUGCCGACUUAGUGAAGAUUGAUCCUUCUCUUAGCAAAUACGUCAUUGUUAAUUCUCCCCUGAGACUCGCUGAUGAAAUUCUUCGACUUUACGAAUCGCACCCCGGCAAGAAAGAAAAUGACGGGGUAGUAAUCAUCCAUGACUGCCCACAUUGCCAGAACAAUGGGGGAGACUGUUCGAGCUCCAGCAGCUCCAGCAGUUCUUCUGAAGAAAUCGUCAUCAUUGAAGAAAGUUCCAGCUCAAGCUCCAGCAGUUCAUCUGAGGAAAUUAUUGAGGUCAUCAUUGACGACAGUUCCAGUUCUAGCAGCUCUUCCGAAGAAAUCGUCAUUAUUGAAGAAAGUUCCAGCUCAAGCUCUAGCAGCUCUUCUGAGGAAAUCAUUGAGGUCAUCAUUGAAGAAAGUUCCAGCUCAAGCUCCAGCAGCUCUUCUGAGGAAAUCAUUGAAGUCAUCAUUGAAGAAAGUUCCAGUUCUAGCAGCUCUUCCGAAGAAAUCGUCAUCAUUGAAGAAAGUUCCAGCUCAAGCUCUAGCAGCUCGUCUGAGGAAAUCAUUGAAGUCAUUAUUGAGGACAGUUCCAGUUCUAGCAGCUCUUCCGAAGAAAUCGUCAUCAUUGAAGAAAGUUCCAGCUCAAGCUCCAGCAGUUCGUCAGAAGAAACGGUAAUCAUCAUUGAGGAUUCGAGUUCUAGCUCUAGCAGUUCUGAAGAAAUCAUUAUCCAAGAGAGUUCUAGUUCUGAGUCUUCCGAAGAAGAGAAUACGAUUGUCCUCGUGGAUUGCGGUGACCAUGAAGUAUCUUCUUCGUCUUCCUCAGAGGAAAUAAUCAUAGUCAUCGAAAACAGCAGCUCCAGUUCAAGCUCAGAGGAAGUCGUAAUAGUGGAUGACUCUAGUUCAGAAAGUGAAGAGAAGCGUACUCUGAUCAUUGUCGUAGAAUGCGGAGACGAAGUAUCUUCUGUGUCAUCUUCAUCAUCUGAGGAGAUCGUCAUAAUCCAAGACUCUAGCAGUUCGAGUUCAUCCUCAUCAUCUGAAGAGAUCGUCAUUGUGGAUCACAGCUCUAGCAGCUCUAGUUCAUCAUCGGAGGAAAUCGUCAUUGUGGAUCACAGCUCUAGCUCUUCGUGUUCUUGCUAA
Gryllus bimaculatus (two-spotted cricket) is the source of this 1176-nucleotide messenger RNA. The record is from the annotation of a GenBank genome assembly. NCBI's taxonomy places the organism in Eukaryota, Metazoa, Arthropoda, Insecta, Orthoptera, Gryllidae.